Lachnellula hyalina is the source of this 3033-nucleotide messenger RNA. It is a transcript of the gene SPBC839.16, whose product is annotated as C-1-tetrahydrofolate synthase, cytoplasmic. The record is from RefSeq and is a predicted model, not a curated record. Lineage: Eukaryota; Fungi; Ascomycota; Leotiomycetes; Helotiales; Lachnaceae. Gene Ontology annotation, molecular function: formate-tetrahydrofolate ligase activity; methenyltetrahydrofolate cyclohydrolase activity; ATP binding. The annotation marks the transcript as partial. The transcript has 5 exons. Gene Ontology annotation, biological process: tetrahydrofolate interconversion. Gene Ontology annotation, cellular component: cytosol.
GCAGCAGGACUUCCUCGGUCGCCAUACAAGCAAAAUCUGAGACGUCUACAUAGCGCGUCAGCCUUGUCUACAGUGGCCGUUGGAUACUUUGCAAAAUCGCGGGGUCCAAGUUUGCGCCGACCAAGACCUCUCAGCCCCACCCCUCACUCCACGAUUUCUUCUUUCCUUUCGUCUCAACCACAAUCGAGGCAAUUCUCAAGCACACAUAUCACAAUGACGGCCACCAAAAUUGAUGGCACUGCCAUUGCAAGAAGCAUCCGUGAGAAACUUCAAUCAGAGAUCCAGGCUACUCAGAAGAUCAAUCCAAGAUAUAAACCUUCUCUGAAGAUUUUUCAAGUCGGUGAACGAUCUGAUUCGACUACCUAUGUUCGCAUGAAAUUGAAAGCUGCCGAAGAGGCAAGCAUUGAUUGCGAAGUUCUCCGCUUUCCCGAAACAGUCAGCGAAGCCGAGCUUCUCGAACAAAUCACUCGCCUCAAUUACGAUCCUACGGUCCAUGGCAUCCUUGUCCAACUACCCCUCCCCCAAAAUAUCUCCGAAUAUGCAAUUACUUCCGCUGUUGCAGACGAAAAGGAUGUCGAUGGAUUUGGUACAAAUAAUAUUGGAGAGUUGGCAAAGCGUGGAGGGCACCCUUUGUUCACACCAUGUACCCCAAAGGGUGUCAUGGUCUUGCUCCAGGAAAGUGGGGUGGAUCUGAAAGGCAAGAAUGCUGUAGUUCUUGGACGCAGUGAUAUUGUGGGAAGCCCAGUCAGCUAUCUGCUCAAGAAUGCCGAUGCUACAGUUACUGUAUGCCAUUCAAAAACCGUCGGGGUUGAAGAAUACAUCAAGCGAGCCGAUGUGGUUGUUGCAGCCAUUGGAAAGCCAAACUUCGUCAAGGGCGAAUGGUUGAAACCUGGGGCUGUGGUGAUUGAUGUUGGAACAAACUAUGUCCCUGACGAUACCAAAAAGUCUGGACAGAGACUGGUUGGAGACGUUGAUUUCGCAUCCGCCUCAGAAGUUGCUUCUCUAAUCACACCUGUACCAGGUGGAGUCGGGCCAAUGACCGUUGCUAUGUUGCUACAAAAUGUUGUUGACUCAGCUAAAAUAUAUUUCGAACGACAAAAGGCCAGAUCCAUCUUGCCAUUACCCCUGAAGAUUCAAACACCGGUUCCCUCGGAUAUUGCUAUCUCUAGAGCACAACACCCAAAGCAAAUCACCCGCGUUGCUAAGGAAAUUGGUAUCGCUGGUCAUGAACUCGAACCAUAUGGCGCAUACAAAGCCAAGGUGGAUUUAAGUCUGCUCAAACGCCUAGAGCACCGAAGGAAUGGCAAAUACAUCGUGGUCACUGGUAUCACCCCAACGCCCCUGGGCGAGGGAAAGUCCACGACUACAAUGGGUAUCACACAAGCUAUCGGAGCCCAUCUCAACAGGAUCGCUUUUGCAAAUGUCCGUCAACCCAGUCAAGGUCCAACUUUCGGAAUCAAGGGUGGCGCUGCGGGAGGUGGUUAUAGUCAAGUUAUUCCCAUGGAUGAGUUCAAUCUCCAUCUUACUGGUGAUAUCCACGCCAUCACAGCUGCAAACAACCUUCUUGCUGCUGCAAUUGAGACAAGAAUGUUCCAUGAGAACACCCAAAAAGACGCAGCGCUUUACAAGCGCCUUGUACCUGCAAAGAAGGGCAAGCGUGAAUUCCAACCAAUCAUGUACCGCCGUUUGAACAAACUUGGGAUUACGAAGACAGACCCAAACGAGCUCACUGAAGAUGAAAUACAUCGUUUCGCAAGAUUAGACAUCGAUCCCUCUACCAUCACCUGGAGACGUGUAUUGGAUGUUAAUGAUCGUCACUUGAGAGGUAUUACCGUUGGAACCGCAGGAACCGAGAAGGGCCAGACUCGAGAGACAGGAUUUGAUAUCUCUGUUGCUAGCGAGUGUAUGGCUAUUCUCGCUCUAAGCAAUGACCUUAAUGACAUGAGAGAAAGAUUGGGGAGAAUGGUCAUUGGAUCAUCGAAGAGCGGCGAUCCAGUCACCUGUGACGAUAUUGGUGCUGGCGGUGCCCUCACAGCAUUGAUGAAAGAUGCCAUCAAGCCCAAUCUUAUGCAGACUUUGGAAGGAACGCCAGUAUUUGUGCACGCUGGACCUUUCGCGAACAUCAGUAUCGGUGCAAGCUCUGUAUUGGCUGAUAAGCUUGCUUUGAAGCUUGCUGGUACUGAGUCUGACGAGAAUCACAGCGAGAAGGCCGGAUUCGUCAUCACCGAAGCCGGUUUCGAUUUUACCAUGGGAGGAGAGCGGUUCUUUAACAUCAAGUGCCGAUCUUCCGGUCUUGUUCCAGAUGUAGUCGUUGUUGUUGCGACUGUCCGAGCUCUGAAGGUUCACGGUGGUGGUCCACCCAUUACCCCUGGUGGAGCACUGGACAAAGUAUAUCGCGAAGAGAAUGUUGAGAUUCUGCGCAAGGGUUGCGUCAAUCUCAAGAAGCAUAUUUCGAAUGCUAGACAGUAUGGUAUACCAGUCGUUGUUGCAAUCAACAAGUUCGAAACAGACACUGCUGCUGAGAUCGAAGUUAUCCGCGAGGAGGCUAUCUCAGCCGGUGCUGAAGAUGCCAUCCCCGCCAAUCACUGGGCGGAGGGUGGAAAGGGCGCCGUUGACCUCGCCAAGGGUGUCAUCGCUGCCAGUGAGAAGGAGAAGGACUUCAAGCUUUUAUACAGCUUGGAAGGCGAUGUGCAAACACGUAUUGAGGCUAUCGGCAAGCAAAUGUACGGUGCUGGCAAAGUUGAGUUUAGCGAGGUUGCGCAAAAGAAGGUCGACACCUACACUAAGCAAGGCUUUGGUAACUUGCCUAUCUGUAUUGCUAAGACGCAGUACUCUCUGUCCCAUGACCCUGAUUUGAAGGGUGCUCCUACCGGCUUUACUGUUCCAAUUAGGGAUGUUCGCUUAGCGGCUGGUGCCGGAUAUCUUUACGCACUUGCUGCAGAUAUUCAGACUAUCCCAGGCCUGCCCACAGCUCCCGGCUAUCUUAAUGUCGAUGUCGAUACCGAGACGGGAGAGAUCGAUGGACUUUUCUAG